Molecule: messenger RNA, 2122 nt
Organism: Lactuca saligna
Lineage: Eukaryota; Viridiplantae; Streptophyta; Magnoliopsida; Asterales; Asteraceae
Source: the annotation of a GenBank genome assembly
CCGUGACACUUUUAUUUCAUAACUUGAAACUUGAUUUUCUUUUCGGCUCAUGUUGGGACAUCUAGAACCCAUUUUUGCCCCAUUUUCAAAGAAUCAACUUAAUCGUUGACACCGCUAACUACUGAUUUAGCUCGCAUUUAGUCGAUUUGGUUCUUCAAAAAAUCCCUUCGUUCUCCAUCAAGAAUCUUGUGCCUUAAUCGAGGGAAAAUUCAAGAAAAUGUCACUAGGGUAUGCAGAGAAGCUCUCCUAUAAAGAAGACGUUGGGGAUGUCGGAAUGUCCGAGAUGUUCGACUCCCCAGAUGAUUUACAACAAAAAAUCCAACAACUCGCAAAGAUGAUUAAAAAGAGUAAGCAUCUAGUGGCAUUCACAGGUGCAGGAAUAUCAACCUCUUGCGGAAUACCUGAUUUUCGAGGCCCAAAAGGCGUUUGGACUCUUCAGCGUGAGGGCAAAGGUAUUCCAGAAGCAUCUUUACCAUUUCAUCGCGCAUCACCAAGUCUUACUCAUAUGGCUUUGGUUGGACUUGAAAAAGCUGGUAUUUUGAAGUUCGUUAUCAGCCAGAAUGUUGAUAGCCUUCAUCUUCGUUCUGGAAUACCAAGACAAAAACUUUCAGAAUUGCAUGGAAAUUCAUUUAGGGAAGUUUGCCCUAAAUGUGGGAAAGAGUAUUUGAGAGAUUUUGAAUUGGAAACUGUUGGUUUAAAGGAGACAUCAAGGCGUUGUAUUGAUGCAAAAUGUGGAGCUAAAUUAAGAGAUAGUGUUCUUGAUUGGGAGGAUGAACUACCUCCUACUGAAAUGAAAGCAGCAGAAAGAAAUUGUAGAAUGUCGGAUCUUGUUUUAUGUUUGGGGACUAGUUUGCAGAUAACCCCUGCAUGCAACCUCCCUCUAAAGUCCAUUCGCAAUGGAGGAAAGAUGGUAAUUGUCAACCUUCAGCAAACUCCAAAAGACAAUAGAGCAAGUUUGGUGAUUCGUGGUUUUGUUGACAAGGUGAUGUCUGGUGUAUUGCAUCUUCUUAAAAUGCAAAUCCCUCCAUAUGUUCGUGUGGAUCUUUUUCAAAUUAUCUUUAAUCAAUUUCGAUGUACUUCAGAGACAAAAUAUGCAAAAUGGUCUCUUAGAGUUACUAGUAUUCAUGGAGAAAAAGCUCUGAUUCCAUUUAUUGAAUCAGUUGAGGUUACUUUUCCAGAAAGACCAGAGCUAAAAACUGCUGUGUUACACCAACAACCCUUUUUCCUAAAAAGGGAAACACUUAAAUCAAGACCACUUCACAUGGUUUUAUCGAUUAACUUCAGUGAAGGUUGUGGUUGUAAGUUUAUCAGCAUUGACUAUCCCGUUGACUUUGAGGCAUCAACAGAAGACAUUAAUGAAGAUAAGAACAUUGUGAUUCAGCAGCUUAGAGACAUGGCAAAUGAAGAUCGAUUUUGUGGACAAUCAUAUGUGAUUGAAAGAAAACUCAUUUCAGAUUCAGGGAAAACAAUUUCUACAUAUGCUGUUGCAACAAACAUUGCUCAAUUUGAUGAAUUAUCACCUUCAAAAACAGCUCAUAUCUCUAAUGGAGAAAGAGAAAAGAUGAAUCUUGGAAGUGGUGUAGAUGAUAUAUCUACAGCUAAUGUGCCUACAAAGAAGGCAUCAAUAGACGACAUAAACCAAGAUAAGAACAUUAUGAUUCAACAACUUAGAGACAUGACCAAUAAAGAUCAAUUUUGUGGGAAAUCAUCUGUAAUUGAGAGAAAACUCAUUUCAGAUUCAGGAAAAACAAUUUCUACAUAUGAUGUUGCUACAAACAUUGCUCAAUAUGGUGAAUUGUCACCUUCAAAAACAACUCAUAUGUCUAAUGGAGAAAAAGAAAAGGUGUAUUUUGGAAGUGGUGUAGAUAUAUCUCGAGCUAGUGUGCAUACAAAGAAGGAGCCCCAAACAUCCCCGACCCUUACUCCUACCUCCCUUCGUAUCAAUUUCUUACAGGAUUGUCUCCAGAUACUGAUUGAUUGCAGAGAAGGAGAUGGGGAUAUGAAUCUAGUGGAAUGGACAUGGAGGUAUUUCAGCGAAGAGAACUCCAUGGUUGAAGCUUUGGACCCAGAAAUCAAGCAGGAUAUUAGUUUCAUGGAAGAAAUUACCUUAGUGUUCAAAUAG